AUGCGACAUGUGAUACCUUCAGCUGGUGCAGCUGCUGAGUCCGCUGCUCGCAAGAAACGAGAUAAACAUAGUGAAUUGGAAAGUCGCUACGUUUUCGUUCGUUUUGCUGAUGAGACGGCGGGUUGUUGGGGUAGCGAUGCGAAAAAGUUUGUAGCGGAAAUCGGGCGACGCCGGCUAAGAGAGAGUGGAUAUUACUCCCGCGCCGGGUCUCGACACGUGCUCUCUACAAACGAAAUAAUUGACGCCCUGGAGUCGUUUAACGACGAGGAAGAUGUCCGAGGUAUCGACGUAUACAUUGAUCCGCCUUGUGGAGGUAGCAUAUCGGACGGCGAUUCAGGUGAGGAGGACUGUGACAAUAUAAAUCGUUUGAACCGACAUCAGUUACUUGCUCCAGCUGAAAUGGUAGUACUACAACGCGAAGAAACUAAUGGUGAUGACACCACCGACAAUGAAGUUUUAGUCAACCCUACUAGUACUGCUCAAAUCUUCGAACCCAUUUCUACGGCAUCGGUGACCGUCGCUAACCCUCGUCGUGGAAAACGGAGCAACAUCAGGCCACGAAAAUGGAUAAAACGAGAUUUGCGUCUUCAAGGAAAUGAGUGGUCACCUCCGCCUCCCCAUGUUGUGCUCACACUCACCAAAGAAAGUGAACCGAUUGAGUUCUUCGAAUUAUUUUUUAACGAAGACGUCAUAAGGUAUAUAGUAAGGCACACGGUAAUGUACGCCGUUGAAAAGCACAAUACUAGUUUUUGUCUUUCAGGGGAUGAGAUGUACUGCUUCAUUGGAAUUUUAAUUCUCAGUGGUUACGCGCCUUUGCCGAGACGGCGUAUGUAUUGGGAGUCAAACGAAGAUACCCACAAUGUUUUGGUGGCCAAAUCAAUGCGACGUAAUCGAUUUGAGGAAAUAUUUAGAUAUUUUCAUGUUGCUGAUAAUAGGAACCUAUGCACAGCGGAUAAAAUGGCAAAAAUUAGGCCAUUGUUCAACAUCAUGAAUGAAAAGUUUCUCGUAUACGCUCCCAUUGAAAAAAACUUCAGCAUUGAUGAGUCAAUGAUACCCUACUAUGGACGUCAUGGCUGUAAACAGCAUAUUCAUGGAAAACCUAUCCGUUUUCGAUUCAAAGCAUGGGUUGCAGCGACUCGCCUUGGGUACUGUUUGCAAGUAGACUUAUACGAGGGACGAUCAGAACCGCGAGAUACUGGCCUAGGGCAACAUGUUGUCACUAAAUUGACGAAUAAAGUAAAGAGCGAAUUUCCAGACACACAGUUUUCUGUGUAUUGUGACAAUUUUUUUACAUCACCUGGAUUAUUAAGUGCUUUAAAAAGUAGCAAUGUCAAAAUUACUGGAACAGUUCGUCAAAAUAGAGUGGACAAAUGUCCACUAAUGGAGGUAAAGUCUUGUAAAAAGCAGGCCAGAGGAUUUUACGAUUACAGGCUGGACACUAACGAUAAUAUUUGCGCCAUACGUUGGAAUGACAACAGCGUUGUUACACUGUUGUCAAAUGAAUUUGGCGUACACCCUGUUCAAAAAGCCCGCCGAUAUUCAGUUGCUGCCAAACAGAAAAUUCAUAUUGAUCAACCAAAUGUUGUACACCAGUACAAUCGAUAUAUGGGUGGAGUAGAUAGAUUAGAUGCUAAUAUCGGAGUUUACAGGAUUGCCAUUAGAGGAAAGAAAUGGUAUAUUCCCAUUUUGAUGUGGCUAGUUGACGUCACCGUCAACAAUUCUUCUUUGCUCGCCAGAUCACUAGGGGCGAACGUAGACACGCUGGAAUUUCGCCGAUCUAUUGCAAGGGAUCUACUCCAGAAAUAUGGGAGUGGCAAAACUCAGCCUGGACCACAGAAGCCAGUAAGGACAACUGUACCUAUUUCUGUAAGAAAACAUGCAGCUCAGCAUAUUAUUGUCACCGGUCAGGCUACUUACUACUGGACUAAAGAGGAAUGCGGGACACGCAGGGCAGGACAAAAGAUGUGCCAUUGUCCGGGGAGAGAUACCACACAGACAUGCGCUCUCCGAGCUGUAACCCCACCCGUGCCUGCACUUGCUUCGGCCGACUGCGAACCUCCAGCCUAUUUUGAGACUUGCGAGUUUGCUAAGAUCAUGCCCAGGAGGGAGGUGCUCCGACAGCUGGAUGAGUUAUCUCGCCUUCCAGAGACUUAUUCGGGCCUGGUUAGUUUCCCCGGCUAG
Messenger RNA from Hyposmocoma kahamanoa, 2181 nucleotides. RefSeq names its product piggyBac transposable element-derived protein 3-like. The coding region runs from base 1 to 2181 and encodes 726 amino acids. Lineage: Eukaryota; Metazoa; Arthropoda; Insecta; Lepidoptera; Cosmopterigidae. The transcript has 4 exons. Gene Ontology annotation, molecular function: sequence-specific DNA binding. The record is from RefSeq and is a predicted model, not a curated record.